Messenger RNA from Fusarium proliferatum ET1, 1458 nucleotides. RefSeq lists its product as uncharacterized. NCBI's taxonomy places the organism in Eukaryota, Fungi, Ascomycota, Sordariomycetes, Hypocreales, Nectriaceae. Gene Ontology annotation, biological process: symbiont-mediated killing of host cell. The coding region runs from base 1 to 1458 and encodes 485 amino acids. The record is from RefSeq and is a predicted model, not a curated record. The transcript is spliced from 2 exons. Gene Ontology annotation, molecular function: toxin activity.
AUGAUAUCUGACGAAUUUAACGACAAUCUCAAAACAACACACGAUGUCCUUAGGACGGUAUCUGUGAGUACACCAGGGCUAUAUCUCCCUGAUGAGAACAUUAACUCAGAAAACGUCGAUGAAGUGACCAAGGUUGUCAUCUGCUCGGCUCUGAGCGAGGUGCCUAUUAUUGGCUCAUUGCUCUCGGGCUUGCUGGAUGCCUUCUGGCCAGGCGGCUCAGAUAUUUGGGACAGCAUCAAGGGCAAAGUGGAAGCUCUUGUGGACGAAAAGAUCCAACAGCAUGAUGCCACUAUGAUGAGGCAGAAACUUCACGGUAUCUACCUCGUACUGAAGAACUGGACGGACCAGCCGCCACUUAGCCAGGCCAAGAACUUUCACUCAACCCUCACCUUUCUAUGCCUCGAGGCGCCUUCAUUUAUCGAGAACGAAUCACCUUGGUACUGCCUUCCCUUUAUUAUCCCAUUCGGUACGCUGUACAUCUCUGCGCUUUGGAUUCGCUGCAAAUACUGCAUGGAGAUAGACGGCACAGAUUCGUCAAAGGCCAAAUACGAAAAGAACCUUGCAAAGGCAAUCAGUGAUUUUAAAGCUGCAGUCACCAACGCAAGAACUCAAUGCGUCGAGAAGAGGAAGAAGGAAAUCACCCAUGAAGAAUGGAAAUAUAUGAAUGGGUCUACAUACCAUGAGGUGGAAGACAAGCCCAAACUGUACGAGCAACUCAACUAUGAUAUCAAUACCCAGUACGGAGUGGAACUUGACAAAAUCCUUGCACCUACUCGUCUCUGGGAGCGAUACAACCCGGGUUAUAUAGGCCACGUCCAGUACUACCAGCACCUGGAGUAUCCUCGAUGGCUUUGGAGUGGUAUCAGGCCGGAAACCACGCGCUUCGAUGCGAGUUCGUUCUUUAAAGAUGGGCGGAAGCUCAGCCGGAUUGUUUGUUAUCACACUGAGAGUGGUGGAACUAGGAAAGUUGUUGGCUUGCAGUUGCACUACGGUGAUGAUCACCUUGAUACCGGGGGAAAACAGGGUACUUGUGUUUCCAUGGGUAUUGGCCGCGAUGAAGAGGUCGUCAAUGUACACGCCACGGUUUCGAAGACGAACAAUAUUCUGCAAACUAUACAGUUUACGAAGGCACGGCAAACUUUCGAUAACAAAGGGCAUGCAAAAUUCGACAAUUAUUCGAGUAUCGGAAACGUCAAACAAAUAGUUAUGCCUGUAGGGAUGGGGUUUCUGGAUUCACUUGCGUUUCUUGCUGCCCAGGCUAACACUGAUGCGCUUGACUUUGUCCAUGAUAGUGCAACCACAGAGCCACAUCCUACAAGCAUGGUUGGGGCAUCUGGAUGGUCUCAUGAUCACGAAACUGAAGGUUUCAUUGGUUUAUUUCAGCCUGUCUUUGGUUGUUGGGAAACCGUGGCGCGGGAUGGAACGUCUACUUGGUCACUGAGUGAUCCUCGUCUGUAA